Messenger RNA from Beauveria bassiana ARSEF 2860, 708 nucleotides. RefSeq names its product thermoresistant glucokinase family carbohydrate kinase. The coding region runs from base 1 to 708 and encodes 235 amino acids. NCBI's taxonomy places the organism in Eukaryota, Fungi, Ascomycota, Sordariomycetes, Hypocreales, Cordycipitaceae. Gene Ontology annotation, molecular function: gluconokinase activity. The record is from RefSeq and is a predicted model, not a curated record. The transcript is spliced from 2 exons. Gene Ontology annotation, cellular component: cytoplasm.
AUGCUAUCCUACGACGCACCAGUUCCAAUUGCUGGCCAAGGGCAGGACGCUCCAUCGCCUGCGCCACUCAAGGCUUCGUUACCAAACAGCAUCACCGGUUCCGCCAAGCAACCAAGCACCGCGCAGAUGGGUUCCGCAGCUCCCGCCGUGGACCAUGACCGGCACAACCACAUUUGGCUCGUCACAGGGCCCGCAGGAUGUGGCAAAACGACCAUUGCCGAACAUAUUGCUGAAGCCAAUGGCAUGCCUUACGUUGAAGGCGACUCUUACCACACGGCUGCCAAUGUGGAAAAGAUGAGAACAGGCGUGCCAUUGACGGACGAGGACAGAUGGGACUGGCUGGGACAGCUCCGCGACGAGUCGAGGCGCCGGCUCACCGCCGGAGCGCGCGGUGUCGUGGUGACGUGCUCGGCUCUGAAGCGCAAGUACAGAGACGUCAUCCGCGUCGCGGCGUACUAUGACCGCAGCAUCUUGAUUCACUUUAUCUACUUGGAUGCGCCGGCCGAAGUGCUUCUACAGCGAGUCUCUGCGCGCCAAGGUCACUACAUGGGAGCCAACAUGGUGCGAAGCCAGUUUGACAUUUUGGAGCGUCCAGCCGAUGACGAAACAGACGUCUUCAGCAUCGACGUCAGCCGAUCGAUUGAAGAGGUCAAGCGAGACGCUCUCGCCCGAGUUCACGAGGUGAUGGGCGCGGAGAGCGUCUCGUGA